Molecule: messenger RNA, 1697 nt
Organism: Nannospalax galili (Upper Galilee mountains blind mole rat)
Lineage: Eukaryota; Metazoa; Chordata; Mammalia; Rodentia; Spalacidae
Gene: Ssbp4
Product: single stranded DNA binding protein 4
Exons: 16
Coding region: 120-1280 (386 amino acids)
Biological process (GO): positive regulation of transcription by RNA polymerase II
Cellular component (GO): nucleus
Molecular function (GO): single-stranded DNA binding; protein binding
Source: RefSeq, a predicted model, not a curated record
GGGAUGCGCUUCCCGGAACAGCCCGCGGAGGGCAGCGGCGAGAACCCACCCGCGGCCGCAGCUCCCGCGCGCACACGCCGGGGGGCGCGAUGGCCACGCGCGCCUGACAGGUGCGGAGCAUGUACGGCAGGGCGGGCAAGGGCUGCGCGCCCUCGGACGGCCAGGCGCGCGAGAAGCUCGCACUGUAUGUGUAUGAGUACCUGCUGCACGUGGGUGCACAGAAGUCCGCACAGACCUUCCUGUCUGAGAUCCGCUGGGAGAAGAACAUCACGCUGGGAGAGCCCCCUGGUUUUCUGCAUUCCUGGUGGUGCGUCUUCUGGGAUCUCUACUGUGCAGCACCAGACCGGAGAGAGGCCUACGAACACUCCAGUGAGGCCAAAGUCUUCCAGGACUAUAGCGCAGCAGCAACCCCCAGCCCUGUGAUGGGGGGCAUGACCCCUAAUGACGCAAUGGCCACAGGCCCCAUGGCACCCGGAUUUUUCCAGCCCUUCAUGUCACCGAGGUUCCCAGGGGGCACCCGGCUCACCCUAAGGAUGCCAGGCCAGCCUUCUGUGGGCCUUCCUGGCUCCCAGCCGCUGCUCCCUGGUGCCAUGGACCCCUCCCCACGUGUGCAGGGGCACCCCAGCUUGGGAGGCCCGAUGCAGAGGGUGACGCCUCCUCGGGGCAUGCCCAGCGUUGGGCCCCAGGGCUAUGGAGCGGGUAUGCGGCCCCCACCCAACUCUCUUGCCACCAGCCUGCCACCCAUGAACAUGGGCCCGGGCGUGCGCAGCCCCUGGACCAGCCCUGGUGGCAAUUCGAUCCCCUAUUCCUCCUCAUCUCCUGGAAGCUACACGGGACCCCCAGGAGGAGGCGGUCCCCCUGGAACGCCCAUUAUGCCCAGUCCUGGAGACUCCACCAAUUCCAGCGAGACCAUGUUCACCAUCAUGCACCCCAUCGGGCCGGGCGCGGGCAGAGCUAACUUCCCACUCGGCCCCGGCCCGGAGGGCCCAAUGGCCGCCAUGAGCGCGAUGGAGCCACACCACGUGAACGGAUCCCUGGGCUCGGGCGACAUGGAUGGGCUGCCAAAGAGCUCCCCUGGCACCGUGGGCGGCCUGAGCAACGCCCCGGGGACCCCGCGCGAUGAUGGCGAGAUGGCGGCGGCUGCCGGGACCUUCCUGCACCCGUUCCCCAGUGAAAGUGUAAGCGCCUGCGUUGACUCCCCACCCAAGGCCACGGCGGGCCGGAGGGGCCUGGCGGGCAGACCCCGGCGGGGCGGCCGCGGGGCCAGAGCAAGACCGUGACCGCGGCGGGCCAGGUGGGGGGGCGGCCGCGGCACCUUCCCCUCCUCCCAUGCCCAAUCAUCCCCUCCCGUGUCCCCGGUGUCCCCGGGAGGGCGGGCCCCAGCCUCGGCCGGAGCUGAGCCUGGCCCGCGCGCCGCCCUCUCUCCGCAGUACUCCCCUGGUAUGACCAUGAGCGUGUGACCGCCCGGCCUGCGCUCAGUGUCCUGCUGGCGAGGCCCUGGGUCGUGCCCCUGCUACCCGGACUCCUGGGCAGCCCAGCCUGGACAGCCGGUGGGGCCCGCACCAAGGACUCUCAUUUUCAUUUUCUAAAACAAAACCAAACAAAGGACCUCAGAAAUGUUCUUUGCAUGCAGCCCUUCUGCCUGUGUGCUGUGACAGGCUCCCCUGGGCGCUGCCAAUAAACACCAUUUUUUGGUA